AUGUCCUAUAAUCACACGAGUAGCACGUACAAUUCUCGGAAUACUGGCGAGAAUUUUAUGCGAAACAAUUUUCAUUAUGUAAACACGGCACGGGCAAGCUCACCGAAUAGCAAGAUUUCGUUCAGCGGAAGCAGUGGCUCAAAGAAAUGGUUGAUUGGUGCGCUUGUUCUCGUCGUCUUUCUGCUAUUAGCUGCUGUUGUUGUUAUUAUUCUUUUCGCUACAGGAGUUUUCGACUCCGAAGCCGUCCCUCAAACUCAAAUUUUCACACAAGCACCGAUUGUCGAUCGUUUUGUGAACAAAACCUACACUUGCCAGGUUUUCAUUCUAAAACAAGCAAACGAUUACUACGAUGAUCCGAUGAGUUUCUACACGAUACAGGCAAAGAGAAUGGCUACACAAGCGCUUGUGACGGUGAUGAGUCGAACACCGAUUGCGCCAAUGGGAUUGAGGACGGAGUUGGUGAAUAUGCAGAACAGUGGAAACGACGUGGCAAUGACAUUUCGUUUGCGCCUCCGUGUUCCCGCAUCGUCCGAUCUCACCGCAAUCGUGAUUAGAAAUACGGUGUUGACGCCGAGAACGCUCAACGAUUUGGGUGCUGCGAUGAACAAUGUGGCGAUCGACACGAGUCCAAAUCGAGUUCUCGUGGCUGAUGGA
Molecule: messenger RNA, 654 nt
Organism: Mesorhabditis belari
Lineage: Eukaryota; Metazoa; Nematoda; Chromadorea; Rhabditida; Rhabditidae
Source: the annotation of a GenBank genome assembly